UUGCACUUCCGCUUUAUUUUCGAUGAAAUAAAUUAUUUAUUUAUUUGUUUUUUUCUACAAAUUCAACAUGAUGUCGCGGGCUGUUCGAGCAGAAACGAGAAGCAGAGCAAAGGAAGAUAUCAAAAGAGUCAUAAAUGCAAUAGACAAAGUUCGCACCUGGGAGAAGAAAUGGAUCACAAUUGGUGAUACCACCAUGAGGAUAUUCAAAUGGGUUCCAGUUUCAAAUCCAGAUUCUAGUCAGCGAACAAAUUUCCGGGCUAUGAAGUUCAAGGGUGUUGGAAAGAAAGGAGUCUUCCGCAAAGGAGCUCGUGUUGCGAAGGAGGAGGGCUCUGAAAAGGCUGAAGAGAAAAACGGCGAAGGUAUGGCGCCAAAGUCCACUUCAAAAGUUUCGAUAGAGGACUGCAAUGAAGAUAGCAACUCUGUGGCCGACUCCAACUCGAUGAUCAGCUCUACCAAGCAGCCUCGUACAAUAGCUCCACAAACAUUCAAUGAAGACAGUAACUUGAACUCGCAAGAUUCAAACCUGUCGUCAGAGAACUACAGCAACUACGAGGACUCGAACAUGUCCUUCCCUGCCACUGUCUCCAACCACGGCUCAAAUGCUGAUGACACGAACGACGCUAACCCCGACAUGCGAUUAGCGAUGAGUUUGAUUGGUGAAGAACAAAAGAAGAAUAUGAACAGGGAUAGUCGAGAUUCUGGCCCACCUGUUCUUGAAAGAGAGAGUAGUGAACCACCAACAAAGAAAUCACGGACAGAGUCGUCAUCCAAAGAAAAUUCGAAUAGCUCGAGUUGAAGACAAAGUACCUAGAAUCUUAUUGUAUUCAUGGAGGACUUCCUUAGUCAUUAAUGAACUUUUGUAACUUAUUGUUUUUAACGAGCUGACCUGUUAAGGGAACAAACCACUUUUGUCCAUGUAAUACCAUGAUAGCCCCUGAUGGAGCAUAGUUGGAUUUCAGCUGACCUGGGAUUUGAUAAGAUGUCACUUUCAAGAAGUUCAAUAGAAUGGUGAAAUUAGCUAUUGUUCUUGAUUCUGUGGGUUCCUGAUUAUUAUGAAUACCGGGUAACUUAUGUUCAGUAUAACCACGUAACCUAAGUUUUAUUUGUUAUGUUAGUAAUUGUCUGGUUGUUGUGUUUUUCUUUGAAUCUCUUUCAGUUCUGAAUCUUUGUUUGUUUUUUGUCUUCAGGGAAAUUGGCUGUUAAUUGGGGGGUCUUAAUUAUCUUUUUUUUAACUGUAAGCAUAGAGUAGGCCCAUUCUUGCUUUGACAUUCAACAACUAAUACCCGGAACUGAAAUGAGUGGUUCUCCUUAAAAUGCAGUGGUUUUGAGCAUUUAUGAAUAUUGUCUUCUUUUUAAGAUGGUUAGGGCAUAUUCGAUAUAAAAAUUGUCUGUUCCUGUACCGGUAACCUAGUAUUUACAGACAACAGCUAAUAGGUGAUAUGAGGCAAUCAAAUGUCUCAUAUUCUUGGCUACAGCUUAUAUUGUGACAAGAAAAAUGUAAUAAAUGAAAAUAUU
This is a messenger RNA of Lineus longissimus, 1515 nucleotides long. Its product is annotated as B-cell CLL/lymphoma 7 protein family member A-like. Bases 68 to 796 code for a protein of 242 amino acids. The record is from RefSeq and is a predicted model, not a curated record. The transcript has 9 exons. NCBI's taxonomy places the organism in Eukaryota, Metazoa, Nemertea, Pilidiophora, Heteronemertea, Lineidae.